CUCUAUACUAUCAAGGUUCCUGAUUGGAUCCCAAAAUCUAUCCCUGAAAGCGAUAUCUGCUUGCAGCACAUCGGAACAUGACGACAUUCUCAUCCAUUCCCCCCUACAUCCUCGGCGGCGCUUGUGUCAGCCGUGGGAUGAUGGCUCUCCUCUCACCACGAAAGGAGUACGGCCACGUCGGUCUUCUUCUUGAAUCUAGCAAAAUCAGCACAGAAGGCGGCUCUGUUUCACCUCUUAUGUACUUCAAGGGUCUUCGUGAGAUAUCAUACGGUCUUACGUUGAUGGCGUUCCAAUAUCAGGGCAAUGAGAGCGCCGUGACGACGUUUUCUGCAAUAUUGUCGAUCGUGAGACUUGGUGAUGGUUUGGUUGUCUGGAUGAAGGGUGGUGAUGAGCUGAGAUAUAAAGCUUCUGGUCAUUGGAUUACAGGACUGGGGUUUGCUGGAUGGGUGAUUUGGAGAUGGAGUUACUAGGAAUUCCAAAGCUGGAGCAGAAGUCACAUUGGCUUGCAGGUACAGACACAGAUUGAUGCUGAAGGUUAGAAAAGUUGCAAUAUUCCUAAAGACGGCUCAGUUCACCGCUUUUCUGGAUAUAAACUAGUGUCUAUUGCGUCUCAUAUGCAUUCUUCCCGAAGUUGUGAG
This is a messenger RNA of Fusarium verticillioides 7600, 638 nucleotides long. RefSeq lists its product as hypothetical. The transcript has a single exon. NCBI's taxonomy places the organism in Eukaryota, Fungi, Ascomycota, Sordariomycetes, Hypocreales, Nectriaceae. The record is from RefSeq and is a predicted model, not a curated record. The coding region runs from base 78 to 470 and encodes 130 amino acids.